Suillus clintonianus is the source of this 915-nucleotide messenger RNA. RefSeq lists its product as uncharacterized. NCBI's taxonomy places the organism in Eukaryota, Fungi, Basidiomycota, Agaricomycetes, Boletales, Suillaceae. The record is from RefSeq and is a predicted model, not a curated record. The transcript is spliced from 3 exons. The coding region runs from base 1 to 915 and encodes 304 amino acids.
AUGGACCACGAUGUUGACGACGAUACCUUGCGCGAUCUGGAAGCGGGUCUAUAUCCUCAACGACGCCAUACCCGAGAUGCGUCUAACUCUGACUAUUGGUUGACCAAUAUGAAGAACAGCUUUACACGACCCGCCCUUGGCAUCUUUCAGAACCGAGUUUCAAGCCAUCAGCAUGCUAUACCAGGUUACGCGGAAGAUGACGACGACGUGCACGCGAACGACGAAGACCUGACAGGAAUGAACAUCAUGUUCCAGAUAGAUAACCAUUUGACCAAACUUGUCAAUCAUACGGAUUGCAGCGAACAAACUGGAGUGUCUUGUGUUUCCCCACGCAAUACCAUGUCCCCCAAUAAUUUCUGUUUUUACUCGCCUAUCGCAUCGUUACCUUCUGCGACUUCAAGCAAUACCCCUCCGCUCACUCCGGAUGCUUCCGUUGGCAUCCUGCAUACCACAUCGCCCGAGAUCGCCGAUACCCAGUCCAGCCUGUUGUUCUCUUCGCAUAUUACUCGCAAGACUCCAACACCGCCCCUAGAACCUGAGCAUGUAUGCCCUAAUGAUGAAGGAAAAAUGCCGGAGAGUCCUCGAUGCUUCGACAGUCGUAAAGCCGACAUCACCUUGGAUCCACUGCAAGAUGCCCAGCCGCCACGGAUAGAUGAUGGAUUCGAGGAAUGGUACUGGCUUGAUUAUGCGCUGAAACUCAGUCGCGGUGAUCGUUGCUCCUCUGAAAGCGAGCACCGUUCCGCAGGAGAGCCUUCCUAUAGUCGCAAGCCAUUUAUAACACUCCAUCGAUACGGAAUGUUUCCUCCGUCCCAUACAAAGGAAGACCAGGAACAUCUCCACUGGAGACGGAAGCACAGACAUCGUGACAGAGAAGAGGCUCGCCAGAGAAGACAAGCAAUGGCCGACCUCAGAUGA